GUGGUAUCGCCCUCGAACAAGCAGAGGGUGCCAAAUAUUUGACAAACUAGCAAAUCGUUGGGCUAGCUAGCCAGAAGUUUCAAGAAAACAUCGAUAUAAAUUUAAUUUCCCUACACUUGAGCCACUGAAGUGUAUGCCAAGGAUUUAGGUUUCCGUGUAAACAGAAUGUCAACCCCAGCAAGACGACGUUUAAUGAGAGAUUUUAAACGGCUGCAAGAGGAUCCUCCAGCUGGUGUUAGUGGUGCUCCAUCAGAAAACAAUAUCAUGGUCUGGAAUGCUGUCAUAUUUGGACCUGAGGGAACACCUUUUGAAGAUGGAACCUUCAAACUAACAAUUGAAUUCACAGAGGAAUAUCCAAAUAAACCUCCAACAGUGCGAUUUGUCUCCAAAAUGUUUCAUCCAAAUGUGUAUGCAGAUGGCAGCAUAUGCUUAGAUAUACUUCAGAAUCGUUGGAGUCCAACCUAUGAUGUCUCUUCUAUCUUAACUUCAAUACAGUCUUUACUGGAUGAGCCAAACCCAAACAGUCCAGCCAACAGCCAAGCAGCCCAGUUGUACCAGGAAAACAAGCGGGAGUACGAGAAGAGGGUUUCCGCUAUUGUUGAACAGAGUUGGCGUGACUGUUGACCCCUGUGAUGGUUCAAGUAUGAACAGUGUCCAGCCCAGAUUCAAGAUACCACCAAUGGAGAAAAGAACAAACUAUCUCACAACGUACAAUGACACAUCUAAAAAAAAAUUCAUUCUCAGUAUAUUUGUUCCAUAACCGUUGCUAAGUUUGUAUGCUGUUGUGUUGUGGCAUUCACUCCUGCCAAGUGCUAUUGAUGAGCAAUAGCAUAUGUUUGUUUAAAGUCAAUGUACCUUGUUAUAUCUGGGUUACUUGCUAAAUGCCCCCUUUUUUUCUCCAUGAAGGCAUCUUUAAGUUGUCACUUUUGACCUUUUAUCAUAAAUUAAACUGGUUUGAUAAUGCAGUGACAAUUAGAUUUGCUUGCUGUGGGGUUUGCUGUGAAGAUACCAACAGUUAAUAUCUAAAAAAAAAAAAAAAAAAAAGAUUUUUUCUUUUGUUUCAGUGGUCUUACUGCUUUUGUUUUUCUUCCUUUAUGCAUUUUAAAAGCCUCUCAGAGUGAUGGAAAGUUAACCUGGUGUGGAAAUCCAUCCCUCUGACAAUUAUGUGCACUCAACAGAGAUGCCAUUAAGGGUCUUUUUUUUUCCCCCCAAAUGUACCUCUAAAUCCAUGCUUUUGAUUUGAAAACUGUUCCAGAUAUUGGUGAAAGUAUAAACAUGUCCCCCUACAACUCAGAAACAAAACAUAGUUACCUUUCUAGGCACUUCUUUGUUUCAUUCUGGUGACAUUCAAAUGCUGUGUGAGUGUUUCUAUGCUAUUUUACAAUCUUAUAAAUCAGCUGUCAUAAUAGGCUGAUUCAACCGUUCAAACAGGAUGGUGUUUUCAGAUUUAAAAAAAAGUUUGCACUGGUAACCCAUGUAACAAACUGUACAUUUUCUUGUAAAUAAAAUAAAUAUACAGAAGGCGA
Molecule: messenger RNA, 1526 nt
Organism: Notolabrus celidotus (New Zealand spotty)
Lineage: Eukaryota; Metazoa; Chordata; Actinopteri; Labriformes; Labridae
Product: ubiquitin-conjugating enzyme E2 A
Exons: 6
Coding region: 166-624 (152 amino acids)
Biological process (GO): proteasome-mediated ubiquitin-dependent protein catabolic process; DNA repair; protein polyubiquitination
Cellular component (GO): HULC complex
Molecular function (GO): ubiquitin conjugating enzyme activity
Source: RefSeq, a predicted model, not a curated record